AUGGCUUCGUGCAAAGCUCCUUUCUUGAUGAUGUAUAAUUCUUCGCUCUCAGUGACACUCCUCUUAGCGUUUUUGGCCUGGCUGGCUGGGCUAGUAAUUGCUCACGGCGAUGAAGACCAUGAUCAUGAGUAUGAACAAUCAUAUGAUACAAUAAAUUACACUGGGAACUGGGAGUACCUGAAAAGAGACUGCUCUUCUCGAGAUUUGAACCUCAUAAAUGCCGAGCUCACUGUCGCUGCCAGCAUGGCCUCAUACGCCCAAGCAAACCUUGAUUCCACAACUGGUGCUCUCUACACCUCUGCUUUCAUCCCACCAGAUCUCAUCUCUAGUGCCGACAUCAUUGCGCAGCUUGCAAACGAAUACGGUAAUGUUGCCGCUAUGAAAGAUGGCUCUAACUAUGAAUUUACUGUGACAUGCGACGAUACCAACAGAUAUUGCACAGAUGGAUAUUACGCCUAUAUGUCAGACACUUCGCGGAGUUCUGGUACCAUGAAUCUCUGCUCGGCGUGGUUUGACAUCACGGGGACACCGGCGGCCAGCCUCAAAAACAUCCAGAACUUGGUUUCAACAGCGGACAUCAUUUCUGGGUGUAUGGCGGUAUCGCCGGGGUACAAUAAUUUAGAUAAUGUCUGGUGGGGAAGAGGUCAGACGCUGUUGCAUGAAUGGACUCAUACACGCUACUUCACUGGAAGCUCAAGCAAAACGCUUGACUUUGCGUAUGGUGUUCAGGGCUGUCUCAAUCUUGCAGCUGGCUCACACUCAAUAUCCGGAGAGAGAGCAUGGAAAAAUGGGAAGAAUGGCAGAGUUCCCAGAUGUCCUAGCAAAGAAGACCCGACAGAACCAGGCAUUUGCGACCCUUAUUUAUCUAUCGACAACGCUGAUACACUUUCAAUCAUCGCGGGUGGGCUUUGGUAUAGUGACAAAGCCCAGUGCAAUCGCGUUCUUCCCAUCGGUCUUGUAGCGGCUGCGCCGCCUACGCGCAAGUACAAAGGUAAAAGACAGAGCCCCGGUAAUGAUGAGAACGAAGUUGCCUUGGAUCCUCCUUACUACGGAGAUGACCUUGCGUCACUUUCUUGCGAGAGUCUUGAUCCCAAAGGCUGCUGUGGGGGAUGUGAAAACACCACCAACACCAGUCUGUCGGUUAGUGCCAUCUCAACAUCUUCUAUUCUCUUGUCCGCUAUCACUAGCGCGCCAACUAGUCAUACCUCAACGACUUCAACUUCCUUGCCAAGCAUCACCGGCGCACUUCCAUGUCUAAUGCACGAAGAUCCCGAUGCCGGGACACCUCCCAUUUGUCAAUGUAGCAACGGAAUCAAUAUUCCGCCAAUUAUCAGCACGAACACAGCUGGAAAAAUAGGCAAAUAUUGCCCUUGGGCCACACUGCCGACACAAGCAAUGACGACAACAAAGCCUUCUGCACCCCCGACUACCGCUGCUCCAUAUCAGUUCACCUACACGGACCCCUAUGGCAAAGUCGAGUUAUGCCAAAGCACCUUAAUUACACAUCUGGCAGGAUACACCUUGACGGAAUGUAAGGGCACGGCGGCGGUAAUAUACAACCCGCCCACUGCAUCUAUGGAAAUGGGUUCCUCUAAGGUCAACGUUGGGACUUCAAUGACAGGUGAAAUACUCUUCACGAGCGUCUCAAAUGCUCUCACCAGCUUAUGUCCGACGCCCACUACUUCUGGCGCCUGGACCACCUGCCAAACAGGCACGAUCGAGUUGGGCGAUGCCACUUGGCUCAAUGACAACUCGCGCGAAGAUGGCAAAGUCACAAUCAAAGUUACUGAUGCACAGUAUAACACGACUGAUUACUUGGAUAUGUUUAUCAGGAUGAUUGCGUCCACAGCAAAUGCAACAGCUACGGGAGAUAAUUGCGAGUUACUAGAAUGGGACGAGAUUACUUGGAAAAAACGGGAUGCCAACCCUUCGAAUGGGCAACAAGAACCCACCACGGAACGUGGAGGUGCCCACUUUUGCAACACGAAUGGAUUCUUAGACACACAGUUCUACGAUGGAAUUCAGGAGACGGCAAAAAUGUGGUUUGAAACAGAGUUUGGCUUUGACCUCGGUGAGCUCGGCAACUUCGACUGUGCUAGCAGUGUUGAUCUUGUUGGAGAGGUGCUCGGUAAUAUUUUCGACGCCAUCUUUCCUGAGUUUAUAUGGCUUAUCGAGACGGGUGUUAAGCUUGGAGAGAUUGCAUGUGAAGCAGCAGAGACAUUUAAUCCGACGAGGUUGUUGAUACGAGAUUCAGAAAUAUCCAUUGCCGAUGAACAGCUUGCAAAAGCUUGGGCAAAGGAGAUCAAGAAGGAGAGAAUGCUUCCGAUGCCAGAACGUAAGAAGCGUGAGCUUGGUCUUAUUGAGUGA
Molecule: messenger RNA, 2367 nt
Organism: Botrytis fragariae
Lineage: Eukaryota; Fungi; Ascomycota; Leotiomycetes; Helotiales; Sclerotiniaceae
Exons: 5
Coding region: 1-2367 (788 amino acids)
Molecular function (GO): metallopeptidase activity
Source: RefSeq, a predicted model, not a curated record